Messenger RNA from Suillus bovinus, 1862 nucleotides. RefSeq names its product cytochrome P450. Bases 1 to 1599 code for a protein of 532 amino acids. The record is from RefSeq and is a predicted model, not a curated record. NCBI's taxonomy places the organism in Eukaryota, Fungi, Basidiomycota, Agaricomycetes, Boletales, Suillaceae. Gene Ontology annotation, molecular function: iron ion binding; heme binding; monooxygenase activity. The transcript is spliced from 9 exons.
AUGUCUUCUGGUACGCUCAUCUUCUUUGUGGCUGCACUGGUCACAGUUUUCUUCUACAACCGUCGAUGCAGUAGAUUGCCACUACCCCCUGGACCACGUCCAAAGUUUUUUACCGGAAAUGUUCAUCAACUGCCAAAUAAAGAGCCUUGGCUAGUGUAUGGGCUGAAACCUAUGGUGAAUAUUGUCCAAUGGCCCAUAUUCUCAUUCCGCGUGCUCAACCGGCAGUUCAUAGUGCUCAGCUCCCUACAAUCUGCUACUGAAUUACUCGACUCUCACGCCACUAUAUAUUCUGAUCGUCCGAAAAUAUGGAUGUACACAGAACUUGCGAGGCGCAGCCUGCUCCCGUUCAAUAUAUCUUUCACUCACCCGUAUUUCAAGAUAUAUCGCACAGUCCUCAAGGCCAGUUUGAGUCCCCGCACUAUACAAAACUACCAGUCGCUGCAAACCGAAAAUUCUCUUUCGCUGCUUUAUGAUCUGCACAAGAACCCUCAACAUUUUGCCGAGCACAUCAGGAGGAACGUAGCGGCGAUUGUCCUUAAUCUCGUAUAUGGCUGGAAGGUCACCGAGAAUAACGAUUAUAUCACUGGUAUCCUGCAAGAAAGUGUAGAAAUCGGUACCAUACUUUUCCAGCCUGGACGUUGGUUGGUCGAAGCGAUACCAUCAUUGCGUUUCCUACCUUCAUGGUUUCCAGGGGCAGGAUUCAAGCGUGUAGCCUUCGACAUCGGGAAAAAGUUGAGUAGCAUUGACACGAUACCAUAUAAUUGGGCCAAACAACAAAUACAAAGCGGCAGCUACACACAUUCCUUUGUUUCAGAACAGCUCCUUCCGGAGGAUGGGUCCACGGUCGGCGCUCAACAAGAAGAGAUCACCAAGUGGUGCAGUCAGGGGAUCUAUGCAGGAGGAUUAGACACCACAUCAUCAACCUUAACGUCUUUUAUCCUAGCGAUGCUGCUUUAUCCAGACGUGCAGAAGCGUGCGCAGGCAGAGAUCGAUACCAUAGUGGGUCAGGACCGAUUUCCCGCGUUCAGCGACAGAGACAAGCUUCCGUACAUCGAAGCGCUCAUCCAGGAGCUCCUCCGCUGGGCACCUGUGGUUCCGCAAGGGCUCCCGCACCACGCGAUGAAGGAAGAUGUCUACGAAGGAUACCACAUACCUAAGGGUACGACCGUCAUCGCGAACAUCUUUUCCAUGUCACGGGAUAAGGCAAUGUAUCACGACCCAUUAGAAUUCAGGCCUGAGCGCUUCCUCGGUCCCUCUCCCCAAUUGGAUCCACGCAAGUUUGUCUUUGGAUUCGGGCGCCGGAGAUGCCCUGGGUUACAUUUUGCCGAAGCCUCGCUGUACCUCAAUAUCUCUUGCGUCCUUGCUGCGUUCACGAUUGGCAAACCGCUAGAUGCGAAAGGGAAAGAAAUCUCAUCUCCUGUAGAGUUCGAAGGUGUUGGUGUACUCUGGCACCCUAAACCAUUCAAAUGCAGAUUCAUCCCGAGGAACAAGGAUUUGCUCUCAAGCGCCUUAUCGCAUACAAGCGUCCCACUGUCUUCGAAUGUUAUCAUGAUGACCCAACCGCAUCCGAUUGAGCAGUCGGUGCUUCCAGCUAGCUAGCGCUCGAACCUGACUAUCUAUCAUAGUACUUAGCGCUCAUCAUCCGUUCCCGCAAAUUAUAUUUCUUACGGCUGGAACUUCUGCGCAGCAACCAACCAUCUCCGCGUCAUCACCAUAAGACUGAGCCCAGCGAGUAGAGGAAUUCACGUAGAUUUGCAUCUAGCUCCAAUCAUUACUGAGUUCGAACGGAAGUUCUGCAGCUACCUGUCACUGGCAGGACUAUUGAACGAGAGUCAAAACUCCCGUUCGGCGUGCAGUGACUU